CCUGUCUCCUUCCCUAGGGAAGAAAAGGAGCUCUGGAUACGUGCGAAGUACGAGCAGAAGCUCUUCCUUGCCCCGCUGCAGUGCCUGGAGCUUUCCCUGGGCCAGCAUCUCCUGAGGGCCACGGCCGAGGAGGACCUGCGGGCGGUCAUCCUGCUGCUGGCCCACGGCACCCGGGAGGAGGUGAACGAGACCUGCGGAGACGGCGACGGGCGCACGGCCCUGCACCUGGCCUGCCGGAAAGGGAACGUGGUGUUGGUGCAGCUCCUCAUCUGGUACGGCGUGGACGUGAUGGCGCGCGACGCCCACGGCAACACGGCGCUGGCCUACGCCCGCCAGGCCUCCAGCCAGGAGUGCAUCGACGUGCUCCUCCAGUACGGCUGCCCCGACGAGCGCUUCGUCCUCAUGGCCACCCCCAACCUGUCCAGGAAGAACAACAACCGCAACAACAGCGGCGGCAGGAUGCCCACCAUCAUCUGAGGAGCCUCCUCCCUCGUGCGCAGUUCGCCGAGUUACCACCCGCAGCCUCGCAUCCCUCCAUCCCCCGUCACAGCCCCCUCGCUCUGUGAGUCUGGCAAACUCUCCUUUGCCCUUUUUUCCC
Empidonax traillii (willow flycatcher) is the source of this 598-nucleotide messenger RNA. Its product is annotated as arf-GAP with GTPase, ANK repeat and PH domain-containing protein 1-like. The annotation marks the transcript as partial. Gene Ontology annotation, molecular function: protein binding. Lineage: Eukaryota; Metazoa; Chordata; Aves; Passeriformes; Tyrannidae. The transcript is spliced from 2 exons. Gene Ontology annotation, cellular component: nucleus. The record is from RefSeq and is a predicted model, not a curated record.